AUGCGUUCUUCGGGGAACGGUGGUUGCCUACCCAGCCGCUGCACCCGCCGUGGCGGCCCUCGCGUUCGUGACCGGCUACAGCGCGCUCUCCCGCUCUCCGUCUACGCGCUCGAGUUCCUGCGGCCGCCACGACGCCUUCACAAUAAGCCUUCACCAGAAGCCGUGGCCGCCCCGGUCGCGCUCCUCGCAGCCGUCCUCGCGGUGCCCUGCGCGGCCGCCCGCGCCGGCGGCCGGGGCGCCGUCGAGGUCGCCGCGUCCGCCGUCGACGCCGCGGCCACCGCGGCGCUAGCCUGGUGCCUCACCAACGGCGGCUUCACGGCGGUGGCGUUCGGCAGAUGCACCGCGAGACGCCAGGCCGCUCGCUUCGUGGCCGCCGUGUCGACCGCUUGCGCGGCUGCCGGCGGCGCCGCGGUGGGCGCCCUGUCGUCCGGCGGCGGUCUCUCGUCGGGGCUCCCGGCCGCCGCUGUUCUCUUCGCGCUACCCACGUGCCUCCUGUACGUCCCGGAGUAUCAGAUGGAUCCCUACCCCACCGUUGUGGGCGGCCUGCUCAAGCGCCAUCCCAUAGCGGCGUGGUUCGCGCUGCUGGCGCCGACGGGGCUCGUGCUGGGCCGCCUCGUGGCGGCGAUCGCCACGGGCACCGCGCGACGAGCUGGUGGUGGUGGUGGCACGCUCGUCGCAGUCGCCGCGGCCGCUGGCACCAUGUGGGCGGUGGACGCCGUCGCCGCGGUGUUGCUCGGCCGCCACGUCGCGAGGGAGAUUGCAAAGCCUUCGAUUUUUAAAGCUAGCUCCAAGGAGAUUGCCUCGGCGUUCCUCAUGAUCGGCUUACGCUACUUCCUGUACCGGCACGUUUUCCACACCAUCGGCUGCGGUGGUCGUCUCGCAUGGUUCACCUCACCGGAGCACACAGCGCCCGUGUAG
Molecule: messenger RNA, 918 nt
Organism: Panicum virgatum (switchgrass)
Lineage: Eukaryota; Viridiplantae; Streptophyta; Magnoliopsida; Poales; Poaceae
Product: RNA-binding protein Nova-2-like
Exons: 2
Coding region: 1-918 (305 amino acids)
Source: RefSeq, a predicted model, not a curated record